UCAACAAGACAUCUCAGUGGAUGGUAGCUGCGGUCCUGACUCUUAUACCAGAUGUCCUGAUAAUUACUGCUGUUCUCAAUGGGGCUAUUGCGGCAAUACACCCGAUUUUUGUGAUCUGGAUCAAGGAUGCCAACCAGAUUAUGGUAUCUGUGGCCAAAUCUCAAAUGAUGGUACAUGCGGUCCUGACUGGGGUUAUUGUGGUAGUACAUCUGAAUUUUGUGAUCCGAAUCAAGGAUGUCAAAGUGGAUAUGGUUUUUGUGGCCUUUCAAAUGACACUAAUCCUGAUGAUGGAAUACAAGUUAUUGACACUUGCCAAAAUCCUUAUACCCUAGCGUUAACUUUUGAUGAUGGUCCACGCUCUUGGACAAAUGACUUGCUCGAUAAACUAGAUGAAUAUGACAUAAAAGCUACAUUCUUUGUCAAUGGUCACAACGAAAAUGAUUAUUGUAUUUACGAUUUCGCAGAAAUUUUGCAACGAGCUUACUCUUCAG
Messenger RNA from Racocetra persica, 491 nucleotides. NCBI's taxonomy places the organism in Eukaryota, Fungi, Glomeromycota, Glomeromycetes, Diversisporales, Gigasporaceae. The record is from the annotation of a GenBank genome assembly.